AUGUCAGCUCUCGAGUCCGACGGUCUCUCCGUCAUAUUUGCUUCGGGCCGUACAGACACGCCGGAUCUGCGGCUGAUCCACUACAAUGAUGUCUAUCACGUCGAAUCCGGAUCUGCGGAGCCCGUAGGCGGCGUCUCCCGAUUUCAAUCACUCGUGAACUACUAUCGCUCCGACUCAAGAUUUGCUGGCCAAACCGACCUCCUGACCUUCUUCUCGGGAGAUGCCUUCAACCCCAGCCUUGAAAGCACUGUGACCAAAGGCAGACAUAUGGUACCGUUCUUGAACAAAGUUGGAACUGAUGUGGCCUGCGUCGGGAAUCAUGAUCUAGAUUUCGGUGUUGCACAAUUCCGCCACUUGUCAAGCCAAUGCCAUUUUCCAUGGCUAUUAGCCAAUGUUUUGGAUCCGGCACUGGGAGACGAUGUUCCAAUGGCCAAUUGUGGGAAAACCUGCAUGCUCACCUCAUCGAAUGGCAUCAAAACGGCACGAGAGCUGGCUCCACAUCUGCGUGAACAAGGCGCCGAAUUGAUUGUCAUUGUCUCCCACCAGCGUGAACCUAACGAUGAAAAAUUGGCGAGGAACCUACCACUAGGACUCGUCGAUAUUAUUCUGGGUGGCCAUGAUCAUUAUUAUGCCCACAGUAUCGUCAAUGGAAUACACGUUCUUCGGUCUGGGACGGAUUUCAAGCAAUUGAGUUAUAUCGAGGCUUUUCGGAAGCUUGGUGGAGAAGGAUUGGGUUGGGAUUUCAAUAUCAUGCGGCGCGACGUGAUACGUUCCAUUCCCGAGGACUCCGAAACGGUAGCAAUGGCUGAUCGCCUGACAUCCAGCCUCAAAGCGAAAUUGGAAAAGCCGGUUGGGUACACCGUUAGUCCACUCGAUGGCCGCUUCACCACAGUACGGCAAAGAGAAUCCAACUUGGGUAAUUUUGUCUGCGACCUAAUGCGCUUUUACCACUCUGCUGACUGCGCCAUGAUGGCGGGUGGGACCAUCCGAGGAGAUCAGUUGAAAGACUUACUGAACUGCUUCCCUUUCGAAGAUCCAGUGGUUCUACUUCGUGUCCAAGGCCAGGCUUUGUUGGAUGCUUUGGAGAAUGGGGUCAGCCAACUUCCUGCACUCGAGGGGCGCUUUCCUCAAGUCUCAAAUAUCUCUUUUGGUUACAAGCUUGAUGCACCAUCAGGGUCCCGUAUCACGUUUGCCCACGUGGGAAAUGAACCCAUUGAUCUUCGUCGGUAUUAUACUCUUGCCACUCGUGGGUAUAUGGGGCGUGGAAAAGACGGGUUUGAAUCUCUGUUAGUCAAGUGUGAGGGAGGAGAAGUAGAAGAACUUGUGUGUGAGGAAAACGGCGUUCUGAUCAGCACAAUCCUUCGUCAGUACUUCAUGAGCUUAAAGGUCCUGGGAAAAUGGCGUCGGUGGAGUGCCAGUCUUCAUCGGCACUGGGGUUCCGUGCACCGCAAUCUUCACGGAGAAGGUUGGCUGAAGCCACCAUCUGCAACCCCAUCACCAGUGGCUGAGAAGGCCCCAGCACAUCGAUUGAGUCCCCGGCCAGCUCUCCACCGAACAGGUCGAGAAGCAUACUACUAUGGCCGCUUUCCUGAGGAGGUAGACCAGAACCAAGCCUCCACCAAUGGGACCAAUAGUGAUGCCAUGGAUUCCGAUUCUGAUGAUGACCCAGACAUUCUUACAUCCCCCCGAUCGACCAUCAACUAUGUAACACGCCCUGCAAAAUCCUCUAUGGAUGAAGAUUACCGUCUGCAGUUGGCACGUCGGGUGGUUCGCAAAUGGAUGCGGCAUUCAGGUCUGAAGCCCGACACCCUUGAUAUGAUGGAUGGAGAAGGCGAGUUCACGCCAGCAUGGACAUCAGGUAUUGCGCCACGUCUUGAAGGGCGCAUUGUAGUGGAGUAG
Molecule: messenger RNA, 1899 nt
Organism: Penicillium macrosclerotiorum
Lineage: Eukaryota; Fungi; Ascomycota; Eurotiomycetes; Eurotiales; Aspergillaceae
Product: putative 5'-nucleotidase
Exons: 5
Coding region: 1-1899 (632 amino acids)
Biological process (GO): nucleotide catabolic process
Molecular function (GO): hydrolase activity
Source: RefSeq, a predicted model, not a curated record